AAAAGCUUAUGUUUUCUUUUCCAGUUUGUGUUAAGUGGUGAAGUCUUGGGUCUCUUACUGGGUGACUACGGCCCGUGUUCUGGAAGACUCCAACCUUAAAUAUGAUUAUUGGUGCUUUCUUAUUCUCUAAAUUGGGUCAGGAUUUCAUGAUUUGUGCCGGUUAUAGUUUAUCUACUUAAUAAUUUCCUAAACUGUGAAAAAAUUGCUGGCAGAGUUGUGAAUCCACUGUAAACCACGGAAGUCCUGUAGCAACUUUUUCAUUCUAGUAAGCAAGAGCACAGCUAUUUCCAAAUUAGUAAAAACUGAAAGGGUUACAUUUUGCUUUAAGGGAACAUUUCAAAAUCCAUUUCGACUUACCUUUGUGUCCUUUGAUCUUCACACAGCAGGUAUCAUCUGCAUUUUAUGGAUGAGGAAGAAACUGAUGCUCAAAGAGAUGCAGUUUCUCCCAGGCCACUCUCUGACACUCAUGAGGACCAUGAUACUUCCACUGAGAAUGCAGAUGAGUCCAACCAUGAUCCUCAGUUUGAGCCAAUAGUUUCUCUUCCUGAGCAAGAAAUUAAAACGCUGGAAGAAGAUGAAGAGGAACUUUUUAAAAUGCGGGCGAAACUGUUCCGGUUUGCCUCAGAGAACGACCUCCCAGAAUGGAAGGAGCGGGGCACCGGCGAUGUCAAGCUUCUGAAGCACAAGGAGAAGGGGACCAUCCGCCUCCUCAUGCGGCGGGACAAGACCCUGAAGAUCUGUGCCAACCACUAUAUCACGCCGAUGAUGGAGCUGAAGCCCAAUGCGGGUAGCGACCGUGCCUGGGUCUGGAACACCCAUGCUGACUUCGCCGAUGAGUGCCCCAAGCCAGAGUUGCUGGCCAUCCGCUUCCUGAAUGCUGAGAAUGCACAGAAAUUCAAAACAAAGUUUGAAGAAUGCAGGAAAGAGAUCGAAGAGAGAGAAAAGAAAGCAGGAUCAGGCAAAAAUGAUCAUGCUGAAAAAGUGGCGGAAAAGCUAGAAACUCUCUCGGUGAAGGAGGAGACCAAGGAGGAUGCGGAGGAGAAGCAAUAAACCGUCUUAUUUUAUUUCCUUUCCUCUUUCCUUUCCUUUUUUUUAAGAAAAAUUUUACCCUGCCCCUCUUUUUCGGUUUGUUUUUAUUCUGUUUCGUUUUUACAAGGGACGUUAUAUAAAGAACUGAAUUCAACAUUCAGCUUGUUUUUUUUCUAAGUUUUUGCCCUAUUGAAGAUGACUUCAGAAAAUCCAUUCCCCAGUCAUGAAAAUGUACUGUGCUAACUUUCUUUUCCAUAGUGGAAACACUUAUUUAUAGUCAUCAAAAAUAGUGAAUAAAAAACACGUUUGGAACCUGGA
Messenger RNA from Cebus imitator (Panamanian white-faced capuchin), 1347 nucleotides. RefSeq names its product RAN binding protein 1 (gene RANBP1). Gene Ontology annotation, cellular component: cytoplasm; centrosome; nuclear pore. Gene Ontology annotation, biological process: nucleocytoplasmic transport; positive regulation of mitotic centrosome separation. Gene Ontology annotation, molecular function: GTPase activator activity. The record is from RefSeq and is a predicted model, not a curated record. The transcript is spliced from 6 exons. Bases 403 to 1050 code for a protein of 215 amino acids. NCBI's taxonomy places the organism in Eukaryota, Metazoa, Chordata, Mammalia, Primates, Cebidae.